AUGGCGUCACCCGCCGGCUCCCUCCAGUCACCCCAUUCUGGCCGUUCUUCCGCGUCGCCGCACCAUCAACACCAGCAGCCCCAGCAUCACGACUUUGCUGCAGACUCGAUACCUGUCGAAACGCUCGUCCAGUACCUCCUCGAUGCCAAGCGGUCCCUGUCUUCCAUCGGCCUCGUGCUCCGUGCAAACGAGCUCGUCCACAAUGCCCGGGUCGCGCACGAGGAGUCUGUCAUCCUGGCGGCGCAAUCGAGCUUUCUUCGCCGCGGCAUCAGCGACCAGGUCCGCAUUCUCCUGCGGAUCCGCAAGUCCAUGAUGCGCACCUACGACACCGGCAAGAGAGAGUUCAAGCUCGUCAUCAAGUCCCUCGAUGCAUCAAACUCCAGGCUCGAGGACACCAUGGCCGUCCUCCGCAAGCGCAUCGUCGACAAGGCCUUCAGACCCCCGGGUGAGGAACCUCGUGAUUUGCUGGAUUUUGUGGACGAGGCGCAGGUUGAUGCGAUGAGGGAUGCCCUCAAGGAGAACAUUGCAGCCUUGCAGAACACGCAAACCUCGUUCGAUGGCGACCUCCUGCGACUCGAGACCGAUUUACGAAGUUUGAGCAAAGCGCUGUCCCCGAUCCCAUUACCAACUUCUCCAUCCGCGUCCGCCGACCAACAGUCACUCUUACACCUGCUCGAAUCAAUGGUAAACAACUCGCAUGCCAUGGCUGAACUGCUCGCGUCCCUCACCAAGCAUUUUGACCUGUGCGUCACUGCCGUGCGAACCACUGAUGGGGGCACGGAUCUAGCUCGCAUCAAAGCUGCCGAGGCAUCCGCUUCGCAAGAAGGAACCAGCGAUGUCUCGAUUUCCGGGGUGAUUGCCGACCAAGAGAGCCAUAUGCCGAAUCCCCUUGAGAAUAUCUCACACGAAGACCGGGCGCAGAUGCUUGAAGUGCUCAGCCAAGAUGCCUCGGAGGUUGAGGAUGUUUUGCAGGAGUUGACAGAGAGGAUGCAGGAGAUGGAAACCGAGGCCACCCAGCUAAACGAGGAGACAGACCGGGUCAAGGCAACAUACAUGGCAACCUUGGACGGCUUUCGGGUUCUUGAAGACAUCGGCUCCAGGCUGAGCAGCUACGUGGCUGCAGAGUCUGAAUUCCGGCAUCGCUGGGUCCAAGAGCAUAACACCAUCGAAGAUAAGAUGGAGGAGAUGGAGCAGCUGAGGGUCUUCUACGAGACCUAUGCCAGCUCGUACGACGGCCUUAUCCUGGAAGUCGAGCGGCGCAAGACUCUUGAGGACAAGGUGCUGUCCAUAUGGAAGAAGGCCAAGGACAGCAUCGACAAGAUUGUUGCAGAGGAUGCCCACCAGCGAGAUUACUUCCGACACGAGGUGGCGGAAUACAUCCCAACAGACUUAUGGCCUGGUAUGGACGAGCCCAUGCGUGCGUGGAGACUAGUCCCCGUCACCAGGGGUAACGAGCCGCCGGCGUCACAGAUGCUGUCUGGCAGCACUCCAAGUGUCGAUCAGGGUCAAAUACAGGCUGCUGCGAUGAGACUUGGCCGCACCACGAGGUGA
Messenger RNA from Microdochium trichocladiopsis, 1551 nucleotides. Its product is annotated as kinase activator. Bases 1 to 1551 code for a protein of 516 amino acids. Gene Ontology annotation, biological process: autophagy of peroxisome; piecemeal microautophagy of the nucleus; activation of protein kinase activity. Gene Ontology annotation, molecular function: molecular adaptor activity; protein kinase activator activity. The transcript has 2 exons. Gene Ontology annotation, cellular component: Atg1/ULK1 kinase complex; phagophore assembly site. NCBI's taxonomy places the organism in Eukaryota, Fungi, Ascomycota, Sordariomycetes, Xylariales, Microdochiaceae. The record is from RefSeq and is a predicted model, not a curated record.